AUGACCUCUGGCGUGCAAAUCCGCAAACUGCCCAAGCUCCUGCCAGCGGACACAAGCGACGCGAAAUGGCUCGAAACUGCUACAAAGUGUCGUGCACUUCGCCUGCAUGCUCUGAAAAGCUCUCCGGAGGCCUUUGCGUCAUCAUACGAAGUCGAAAGUCAGCGAGGGUUAGAAGCAACCUUUGAGCGACUUGGCAACCCGAAGGCAGUCCACUUCCUGGCGGUCCGUAUCCAUGAUAGUGGUCAGAACGGAGCAGGUGGGGCAGAUAACUGGCUUCCAAGCCACAUAGACGAGUUGGUCGGAACGUUGAUCUUGCUCGGGCCGCUUGAAGAAGACGCCUCGUCAGGAUUGACUGCGAGAAGCAGUCCGUUCGCGAAAGCCACUGCUCCUGUCAAGAGCUCCGAGCCUGCUCACCAACCGGCUUUGCAUAGCCUUGAUCGUCUGAGAAUAUCUCACUACCAUCUGAACGGCACGUUCGUCCAUGAGACUUGCAGAGGGGCCGGACUCGGUUUGAGACUUAUUGAGGCGGCCCUGUCUGAGGCAGCGGAUCGGACGCGCAGCGCAGGCUGGCAAACAUACAAGUGCUCCGUUCUCGUCAACCAGGAGAAUGAUGCAGCCCGCAGGUUAUACGAGAAAGCCGGGUUCGCAAUCGCCGGCAGCGAGACGUACUCUCAGCAGCGACGCACGGUAGCGGGGGAACCGCAGAAAGUUGAGCGGGUGGCAUUAAGCAUGGAGCUGACGCGUGAUCUUGAGACUAAAGAAUGA
Messenger RNA from Baudoinia panamericana UAMH 10762, 765 nucleotides. RefSeq lists its product as uncharacterized. Lineage: Eukaryota; Fungi; Ascomycota; Dothideomycetes; Mycosphaerellales; Teratosphaeriaceae. The coding region runs from base 1 to 765 and encodes 254 amino acids. The transcript has a single exon. Gene Ontology annotation, molecular function: acyltransferase activity, transferring groups other than amino-acyl groups. The record is from RefSeq and is a predicted model, not a curated record.